Molecule: messenger RNA, 1680 nt
Organism: Symbiodinium sp. CCMP2456
Lineage: Eukaryota; Dinophyceae; Suessiales; Symbiodiniaceae
Source: the annotation of a GenBank genome assembly
AUGCCUUGCGCAGAAGUUGCCAAACUUGGGGACGAGACAGCGCAGCCGAUGCAAGACGAGAUGGUGAUAGCGGAGAUCGAUACGUGCACUACAGAUGCCUUGGAGAUGUCAGAGAAUGUUUUGGACGUUGUGAAAUGCCGCGAGGAAGCCGAAGCCCUCCGCAAACGACGAGAGAUGCAAAUGCCCAGCUCGUGUACCGGAGGGAAAACCGAAGCCGAGCUCGAAAAGUUUGACCGGAGGGCUGCCUGGUUGAACAUCGUCCCUGCGAUCGUUAUCGUGGCCAAUGCCCUCGUCAUUGGCAUCAGCCUCGAUCUCUAUCGUGGUCACCUUGGCUGGCAGGUUCUGGAAUAUGUCUUCGUGGCCUUCUACACCUUCGAAUUUCUCGCCAAGGUAUGGAUGUAUGGCUGGAGCUGGUACUGGUGUGGCCCAGAGCGUGCAUGGAACCUCUUCGACAUUGCUUGCUUGCUUGUCAUGUAUGUGGACGUAGCAGUCGCUACGAUGCUGCUGCUGCAGGGCCGUGAUAGCUCCGAUGGCGAGGCCAUCUCCUCCCUGAAUUUGAUGAAGAUCUUCCGCCUGGCGCGCCUGGCCCGGCUGAUCCGCGCACUGCGCUUCCAGGUCUUCCAUGAGCUCAAGCUGAUCGUGCUCGGUGUCUUCUCCGGAUUGCGCGUGAUCUGCUGGGCCAUCGUCCUGCUGGUGGUGCUUGUUUAUAGCAUCGGGGUUGGAAUGCGCAACUUCGUGGGAGAGGGACCUCAAGAAUCCGGCGUGGAGUUUGAGGAAUUCGAGACCGUGGCUGCUGCCAUGUUCACCUGUUUCCGGUGCUUCACGGAUGGCUGCAGCGCCUACGACGGGACCCCCCUGUCUGAGCGCCUCCGGGAAGCGUAUGGGGGCCCAUUCAUUGUCGGCUACAUCUUCGUGACCAUGUUGGUGACCGUGGGCGUGUUCAACUUAAUAAUGGCCGUGUUUAUCGAGAACGUGAUGAGUUCCCAGUUCGCUCGCAAGCAGACUGAAAUCGCAGACACUGCUUUGGGAACGGAAACAAAGAUCAAGGACAGAAUCAUUCGCAAACUGGGCUUGAAGAGGAGCAGUUUCCGAUUAUCGCCUGACCUCAAGACAAGAUCGGAAGGUCUGGACGAAGUCUUGCAAGUCGGUGGUCGGAACAUCUCAAGGGACGAGUUCGACAUGUGGCUUCGGGAUCCAGAUUUCGUGCGCGUGCUGGAUGAGGCCAGCAUCGACGUUUCGGCCCAGGUAGGAUUGUUUGAUGUGCUCGACGCAGAUGCGGGAGGAGAGCUAAGUGUGCAUGAGCUGGUCACUGGUCUCAUGAGCCUUCGCGGGCCCGUCACAAAGGGUGAUGUAAUUGGGAUGAGUUUGAAGAUUCGCUACCUGGUGAGCAUGCUGCUAGGUCCUGAUGUCGUUGUCCCUGAAGUACAGGAUUUCGAGCGUGCUCGCGCAGACUUCCGGCAGGUGUUGCAGGAAGAGCUGGGGCGCCCAGCUGCUGCUGCGGGUGCUAUUCUUAUUGCCAUCGCUCUGGCUUCUGUUGCAACAGCAACAACAACCACCACGACGACGACGACGACGAUUCGGAGAAGAUCGUGGAUGCUAGAUGAUUCGCACAAUGAGUGUGCGCCGUUUUUGCGAACUGCUCAUGGCUACAUAUGCUUUCGCAUAAUCAUUCCAGGGUGA